ACAAAUCAAACCCGCCAAAUUUCGCCUCCUGUUUUGUAUCUCGAAAACUGAGCCUCUCAAUUUUAGACCAACAACUGAAGCAAAGCGGCCAUGGCGUCUCACUCCACGCUCUUUAUCUCUCCUCGAAACUUCUCCUCCACCUUCUCUUCUUUCUUUUAUUACUCCCCACAAUUCUUCACUCUCCAAACCAAAAAGCCAUCGUCACUUUCCUUAACGAACACCACAAUUAAGCCAAGACGACUCUUGGUCUCUGCUUCCCAUUCCCUUCAAGCUCUCAUUUUUGACUGCGAUGGUGUCAUUCUAGAAUCCGAACACCUGCACCGCCAAGCUUACAACGAUGCUUUCGCUCACUUCAAUGUCCGUUGUCCUCCCUCUUCACAGCCCCUUAACUGGGACCCUGAUUUCUAUGAUGUGCUCCAGAACCUGAUUGGUGGUGGCAAGCCCAAGAUGAGAUGGUACUUCAAGGAAAAUGGAUGGCCGUCUUCUACCAUUUCUGAAACGCCUCCUGAGAGUGAUGAGGAACGAGCAAAGUUAAUCGACACUCUUCAGGAUUGGAAGACUGAAAGGUACAAAGAAAUAAUCAAAUCUGGAACUGUGGAACCUAGACCUGGAGUUUUAAGAUUGAUGGAUGAGGCCAAGGCUGCUGGGAAAAUGCUAGCUGUUUGCUCUGCGGCAACUAAAAGUUCAGUUGUACUCUGUCUUGAGAACCUUAUUGGAAUGGAGCGAUUCAAGGGUCUUGAUUGCUUCCUUGCAGGUGAUGACGUGAAAGAAAAGAAGCCAGACCCAUCGAUAUAUCUGACAGCUGCCGAGAGAUUAGGUGUGUCAGAGAAAGAUUGCUUGGUGGUAGAGGAUAGUGUGAUUGGUCUUCAGGCUGCAACAAAAGCUGGGAUGUCAUGUGUGAUCACUUUCACUUCUUCAACUGCUGACCAGGAUUUUAAAGAUUCUAUAGCAAUUUACCCUGAUUUGAGUAAUGUGAGAUUGAGUGAGUUGGAGUUAUUGCUACAAAAGGUGGUUGCUGCUAAAUAAUCAAAGGAUUCAAAGUAAGAUCUAAAUAAUCAAAGGAUUCAAAGUAAGAUCUUCCAUUGAUCUUAUAGAAUUUUAUUUUUCCUGCAUCGGUUUAAACAACUGUUGUUCUAAUCAUAUAGUAAUUGUAAAUGUAUACGGAUUAUAACAUUUGAGGCAGUAAAUGUAUAAGAAUUAUGAAAUGAAUAUUUAAUGGUUGGGUCAAAUGAAA
Hibiscus syriacus is the source of this 1234-nucleotide messenger RNA. Its product is annotated as haloacid dehalogenase-like hydrolase domain-containing protein At4g39970. Bases 91 to 1026 code for a protein of 311 amino acids. NCBI's taxonomy places the organism in Eukaryota, Viridiplantae, Streptophyta, Magnoliopsida, Malvales, Malvaceae. The transcript has 11 exons. Gene Ontology annotation, molecular function: hydrolase activity. The record is from RefSeq and is a predicted model, not a curated record.